Molecule: messenger RNA, 948 nt
Organism: Phascolarctos cinereus (koala)
Lineage: Eukaryota; Metazoa; Chordata; Mammalia; Diprotodontia; Phascolarctidae
Product: olfactory receptor 8K3-like
Biological process (GO): G protein-coupled receptor signaling pathway
Cellular component (GO): membrane
Molecular function (GO): olfactory receptor activity; G protein-coupled receptor activity
Source: RefSeq, a predicted model, not a curated record
AUGGAUAAGUGGAAUGAAACUACAUCAUUUCAAGUAACUGAAUUCAUUCUCCUGGGCAUCACAGAUCAUCCUGACCUGCAGAUCCCCCUUUUCUUUUUGUUUCUCAUCAUCUACAUGAUUACAUCUCUGGGAAAUCUAGGCUUGAUUAUCUUGACCAAGAUUGAUUCUCGCCUGAAAACUCCCAUGUACUUUUUCCUCAGGAAUCUGGCAUUUAUUGAUCUUGGAUACUCCACUGCAAUUGGCCCAAAAAUGUUGGUUAAUUUUGUAAUGGAGAAAAAUAUUAUCUCUUAUGCUGGAUGUGCAACCCAACUAGUUGUUUUUAUAACAUUAAUUAUAAGUGAACUUUUUAUGUUAUCAGUGAUGGCCUAUGACCGCUAUGUAGCCAUCUGCAAUCCAUUGCUUUACAUGGUCACCAUGUCAGACAGAAUGUGCUGCAUCUUGGUGGCCAUACCAUAUCUCUACAGCUUGUUUGAAGCACUGCUGAUUACAAUUAAGAUUUUUAAUUCAUCUUUUUGGAAAUCUAAUGUAAUUAGUCAUUUCUACUGUGAUAGUCUCCCCCUCUUAAGUAUUUUAUGUAGUGAUGCAAAGGAUGUAGAAUUAAUCAUUCUGAGUCUUUCUGCUUUUAAUUUAGUUUUCUCCCUGCUGGUUGUUCUUAUUUCAUAUGGACUCAUUCUCAUGGCCAUCCUCAGGAUGAACGCCGAGGGCAGACGCAAAGCCUUCUCUACAUGUGGCUCCCAUCUCACUGUGGUGGUUGUGUUCUAUGCAACACUAACUUUUAUGUACUUGCAGCCCAAGUCUAGCCACUCCUUUGAUACAGACAAAGUGGCUUCCAUCUUUUAUACCCUGGUCAUUCCCAUACUCAACCCUUUGAUCUAUAGUUUGAGAAACAAGGAGGUUAAAGGUGCCUUGAAAAGAGCCUUAGACAAUCAAUGCAAAUGUCUUCUUUGA